This is a messenger RNA of Ostrea edulis (European flat oyster), 1632 nucleotides long. RefSeq lists its product as uncharacterized. The record is from RefSeq and is a predicted model, not a curated record. NCBI's taxonomy places the organism in Eukaryota, Metazoa, Mollusca, Bivalvia, Ostreida, Ostreidae. Bases 1 to 1302 code for a protein of 433 amino acids. Gene Ontology annotation, molecular function: zinc ion binding. The transcript is spliced from 8 exons.
AUGGCGAUCUCCUUGCGAUAUUGGGCUUCAUAUACUGAGGGUCGUGUAAAACUACAACGGCGGUCAGAGAACUCUGUGAAUAGUAACCAUGUUCUCAGAUUUCUCUAUGAUGAGGAAAAUCGGGUGAUUACGGGAACAGUUCAAGCCAGCAUGAGGAACUUAGCAUACAAAGUAAUGAUUGAAUUGGAUGAUGAUAUCGUUAAAUCUUCUUCCUGUGAAUGCGUCUUGAGGGAUUACUCAUGUCAUCAUGUUGAUGCAGUUCUUCUCUUUGGAUACAAGAAUGUUAGUAAGACUGAUGUGAGAUGUAGUUGGUUGAAACGCCCAAAGUCUCAACCUAAGAAUAUUGAGACAAUUGAGGAAAUGUAUCCACCUUCUGAUCCAAUUUAUAGUGCUCUUUCACGACCAUUUGAUGAUAGUGAUCAUGAGGUGUUGUAUCAAAUGCUUGGAAAUCUUGGGCGGUUUACUGCACUCCACUGGAUUCUUUCUCCUGAGACUCCCAUACAGCAACCACCUGUCCCACUGUUGGAAGACCUUUUAUUGUCAGAAGACUUUCUUCAUGUUAAUGAUCAGGAUAACUGGCUCCGUCAGCAACUUAAGGUCACUAGCCACAUCAUUGAAACCACAGUUGAGAAAACUAAGGGGCAGAGGACUAAUGCAUUGUGGGCAGCAGUUAGGAAGUUGAGAAUUACAGCUUCUAAUUUUGGACAAGUUUUAAGAGCUGUUAGACUGAAAAGGAUUAGUAAGUCUUUGAUGAAAAGAUUGCUGUCUGCCUACGACUUGGAGAAGUGUGCUGCAAUAGCAUGGGGGAUAACCAACGAAAAGAUGUCCAUUGAAAAAUACACUGUCUUAGGGGCAUCUGUACAUGAAACAGGAUUGUGGCUACAUGAAUCUGGAGUUAUAGGGGCUUCUCCAGAUGGCAUUGCCAAUCAUCAGCCAUGUUGCCCACCAGAUAUUCUGCAUUUCCAGUCAGAAGCAGCUAAGUACUUGAAACCUGGCCUGAUUGAAGUUAAGUGCCCAUACUCAGCUAGAGAUAUGAAGAUAGCAGAUGCAGUUGAAGUUGUCAAAGAAUUUUCCCUUGAAAAAGUAGCUGAUCAAUUGCAUUUAAAAGAAAACACUGAUUAUUAUCACCAAGUCCAAGGACAACUUCAUAUUGCAAACAAAAUGUGCUGUGAUUUGGUAGUAUGGACACAGGAAGAUCUCGCAAUUAUCCGUAUUGCAAGGGAUGAUAACUGGGCGAUAAAUAUUGAAAAACUCAUCGAUUUCUAUUUUCAUAAGUUUAUGCCAGAAGUGAACAAGACAUAGAAAUUAUUUUGUUUCUGUACAGUGCAAUUCAAAUUGUUUAAUGCUGUGCCUUCUGUCAUUGAUCUUAGAAAUUUAUUUUAUCCCAGUUCUUGCAAUGUAAAAAUGUUUAACUUUUCUAUAAUGAGAUCCUCAUAUAUGUUUCAUAUCCAUUCAAAUUUUUUUCAUUUGAAAGCAAGAUUAAAGUCAUUACGUCAUCACCACUCAUUAUUUUCAGAAAGGAAAUUUUCAUCCAGCAAUAUAGUUUCUUUAAAAAAAACAUUUUGAAGUUUCAAUUGCAUACCAUACAGCUUAGACUACAUUCAUAUGAAUAAAUGUAUUGUCAAUAGUUUU